Tuber aestivum (summer truffle) is the source of this 1574-nucleotide messenger RNA. The record is from the annotation of a GenBank genome assembly. NCBI's taxonomy places the organism in Eukaryota, Fungi, Ascomycota, Pezizomycetes, Pezizales, Tuberaceae.
UGAAACACUCUGGGACCUUUCACUAAAAGGGUCAUCCGUACACCCCCUUUUCACAAUCGCAAAAACCUCCCAUUUGCCCCCGACAGUUCAGGGGGCGCACGUGACUUAAAGUAUUCUCCGGUGGUAAUGUCCGAACCUCGGCACUACAGCCAUAACAAGAACCUCUGCUCGAGUAGCUCCCAGAAUUGGGGGAAUAAAGCCAGGUUGGGAAGUGCUCCUAAUAUUCCUCGUGCUAGUCUGCCUCCUUCUCCUCCUCAUCAUCAUCAUUCUUCGUGUCGCACUCCCCCGAAUCAUUCUUAGGUUUUCACUGGUCGAUUUACCGGGUCCACCGCUAUUUAUCAUACAAGCAUGGGUGCGCAACGACGAGCUUCCGACACCCCGACGAUAAAGCCGCCGCCGCCGGCUAAUCCUGAGAAGUCCGAAAUUGAAAAUAAUCUUGAGAUAACGGUGCUGGGGGAGUUGGGCGAGGGGGUUUUCACAAACACACGGGCUUUGUAUAAGCCGACUGGGGCGAGGGGGAUUUACGGCGGUUGCGUGAGUCCUUGUGUAGAAUCUGGAUUUUGAGUUGGUUGCUGAUGUUUGAGAUACAAUAGGUAAUCGCGCAAUCGUUGGCAGUAGCACAAAAGACAGUCCCAGACGGGAUGAAAAUUCAUAGCAUGCACUGCUACUUCAUCCUCGCCGGGAACAGUACGGUUCCUAUAGUCUACCACGUCGAGAACGUUCGCUCCGGCCGGUCCUAUGCCACCCGCAGCGUGCACGCUAAACAGAAGGGCCAGACUAUAUUCACGACGACAUGCUCUUUUACCCGUCCCAUCUCGGAGGACACGGACGAGCCGAAACAAACAGUUCAGCACUCUAUACAGUUCCCUAAGGAGGUCACCGUGCCAGAAAACUGCCCGACGGGAGCCCAGAUGAUAGAUAAAUGGCUGAGCGAGGGCAGAAUCGACGCCGAAGUGGCCGAAUUCUUAAGGGAGCGUGAAGGGAGCGACCCAUUCGAAUUUCGAAGAGUUGGGAUAGUAAACGACACCCCGGAGACGGACCCCGUGCACAAAAUCCAGCGACAGUGGGUCCGCGCUCGGGGAAAUAUCUCGGACGAGGAGGCCCACUUACCCGCCCUGGCGUACUUCUCCGAUAGUUGGUUCCUCGGCACGGUGGUUAGAGUGAACCCCCAGGCCCGCCACGGGCAGGUCGGGAUGACGGUAAGCCUCGACCACGUUAUCUACUUCCAUAAUGCACGGAAGACGAGGGUAGAUCGGUGGCUGCUUGUGGAGUCCGAUUCGCCGUGGGCGGCGGACGAGAGGGCGCUGGUCACGCAGAGGAUUUGGGACCCAGAGGUUGGGUUGCUGGCGACCUGCUACCAGGAGGGACUAGUGAGGUUGAAGGAUGGCAGGGAAGGGGAGAGUGAGAAUAACGUUAUUAGUAAAUUGUAAUGCGCUGUUGGGUUGGGGGGGCUCCUAGUAUUAUAUGGAUGGAGUUGCUCCUGGGUUGGCCUUUCUUAAACUCCGUAGUUAGACUUUUUUCGGUGAUCACCCGGUUGCCGCUGUCAAUCGUCUAUGUACCGUUUUCUUACCGUG